Messenger RNA from Vigna radiata var. radiata (mung bean), 1551 nucleotides. RefSeq lists its product as uncharacterized. The record is from RefSeq and is a predicted model, not a curated record. NCBI's taxonomy places the organism in Eukaryota, Viridiplantae, Streptophyta, Magnoliopsida, Fabales, Fabaceae. The coding region runs from base 1 to 1551 and encodes 516 amino acids. The transcript has a single exon.
AUGCCCACAUUGAGACCCGGUCCUUUUAAGGAUAGUAUAUGCCGGAAUCCUCCUAGUACAAUGGAGGAAUUGAGAAAACGGGCGGCGGACGAGGCCCGGGUGGAGAAUAUGAAACAAAAUUACAGGAGAGAGCAGCAGGAGGCUAAGGCCGAGAAGGGGGAUAGUAGAAAAGGUGAGGGUCAAGGAAGUAGGCUGAAUGGACCUAGACUUCGCGAGGGGCCAAGGGGUCCCAAGUUCCCGCAGUACACCCCUCUCAACGCUCCCCGAGCUCGGAUAUUACAAGAGGCGCUGAGCACCCAAGUCUUACCCGCACCUCAGAAACGGCCAACGCCUCCGGGAGCGGACCUGAGUAAACGAUGUCUCUAUCACCAGAACUCCGGACAUGAUACGGAGGAUUGCCUGACUUUGAGAGACAAAAUUGAAGAGCUAAUCCGAAUGGGACAGCUGCAGCAAUAUGUUAGAAGGGAAGACGUCCGUUGGACGAAGGGGUCGUCCAGGAGAGAACAUGUGAGGCCAAGGAGCCCUCCUAGGGAGCGAAAGAGGGAUGGAGAGCACGGUUAUGGUCGGACGUCUGAAAGGCGAAGGACGGAUCGGAGAAGCAGGAGCCGCAGCCGAGGCGAUGAGCAAAGGAGACCUUUGAGGGGGGUGAUUAAUACCAUCUCUGGAGGUUUCGCCGGAGGAGGGCAUACUUCCUCCACUAGAAAAAGGAGUAUCCGGGCAUUGAGAUCCAUACAUGCUGUAGACGUUCCGAGAAGAACCAUGCCGCCAAUCACGUUCACCGACGAAGAUUUUCAUGCCCCAGACCCUGACCAAGAUGACCCCAUGGUUAUCAACGUGGAAAUAGCUCGCUACGGGAUAAGUAGGGUGUUAGUUGAUCAAGGGAGCUCGGUCAACAUACUGUAUUGGAAGACCUUCCUCCAGAUGGAUAUCUCGGAAGAUCUGAUCGUUCCAUACAACGAGCAGAUAGUAGGUUUUGCCGGGAAGCGGGUGGACACGAGGGGGUAUGUUGAUUUGCAGACCCGCCUGGGUACCGGAAGGGAAAGUGAAGAAAUGAAGAUAAGGUACUUGUUAGUAGAGGUGAACACGGCCUACAACGUCCUCUUAGGACGGCCGUGCCUGAAUGCUUUCGGAGCCAUAGUGUCCAUGCCGCACCUCACCAUGAAAUACCCAAACCACCGGGGAACAAUCUGCACUAUACGGGCAAAUCAGAAAACCGCCUGGGAAUGCUAUGCAGCCGGUCUGCGGAUAUAUCCACAGGAAAACCGACGAAAAAUGUCUAGAUCGGAGGUGGCUAUGGCUGACUUAGACCCAAGGACUAAUAUUGAGGACCGCCUGGAACCUCUAGGAGAAACGCAGCCCGUCAUGAUCGGACGGGAUCCCUCGCAAACCACCUUUAUAGCCACGGGGAUGGCGGACGCGACAGAGAAGCAAUUGAGGGCCCUUUUAUGGCGAAACCGGGACCUUUUCGCAUGGACGGCGGCGGACAUGCCGGGCAUCCAUCCGUCUGUGGCAUCCCACAAGCUGGCCUUAGUAAGAAACGCCCGGCCAUAA